AUUUAGUGUUAUCUUUCAUGGUCCUGUCAUUGACUAGGCUCAGUUAGGCGGUUCUUCUUAGGGCCAAAUGGUGGCUAGUGCUGGAUUCAUUUGAAAGCUCAACUAGGCUGGACAUUCAAGGUGGCUUCUUCACUCACAUGUCUGGCACUUCUGUGUUCUUCCAGGUGGCUUCUGUCUCCAGAAAGUUUGUAACACUGUAGAUUAGUUUUGUCUAGUUUAAUACACCAUUUAAGUGCAUUGAUACAUUUCUGCAUCUGACUUUUAUGCAACAGGAUGUUUGUGACACAGGUCCCCAUUAUUAUAUUAUCAGUAGUUUGCCCAUCUUCACUGCUGUGUUCUCUUCCCAUUGUGUGAAUAGACCACACACCAUCCAUCCUUGUGUCAGUGGGUAUUUGGGUAUUUUUCUCUCUGGAGCUAUUAAUAAUUCUUGGAGUGACUGAGGCUGUGAGUGUGAUGCCAGUGGCCAUAGGUCCCUAUGGAAAGUCCCAGCCGAGCUGCUUCAACCAUACAAAGAUGGACUUUAUAAUGGGUUACACCAUGGGCAUGGUGGCCGGCACCUUUUCCUGUCUCAGGAUUGGAAUGCAUGAUCAAGAGUUGAUGGGCAGCAUCAGGAAAACCAUGAUGCAGAGUGGCAGCACCUUUGGCACAUUCAUGGCCAUCAAGAUGGGCCCUGAUUCCAAUCAAGGCAGUGGUUGCCCUCAUCUACCCGAUUUUGUAAGACCCAACCCAUGUACUAUAGUAAAAAGACUGAGUAAAAAAAAAGUUCUGUGAACAUUCUUAUACACAUCUUUUGAUGAACAUAUGCACUCAUUCCUCUCGGGCAUAUAUCUAGGGAUGGAAUUGCAAAGUCAUGGGGUAGAUAGGUGAUCAGCCUUAGUAAAGCAUGCCAGUUUUUCCAGCUACAGUUUCCCUUGUGGUGAAGGCUACAUUCUUGCCAUCAUUCUCUAUCAUGAAUGCCAGUCAGCAUUCCCCAUUGUUUUCAUGGUAGCCAUUUUGGUGAACAGCUGACCUUUU
Molecule: messenger RNA, 1014 nt
Organism: Phyllostomus discolor (pale spear-nosed bat)
Lineage: Eukaryota; Metazoa; Chordata; Mammalia; Chiroptera; Phyllostomidae
Product: reactive oxygen species modulator 1-like
Exons: 1
Coding region: 454-771 (105 amino acids)
Biological process (GO): protein import into mitochondrial matrix; protein insertion into mitochondrial inner membrane
Cellular component (GO): TIM23 mitochondrial import inner membrane translocase complex
Source: RefSeq, a predicted model, not a curated record